Messenger RNA from Ceutorhynchus assimilis (cabbage seed weevil), 5931 nucleotides. The record is from the annotation of a GenBank genome assembly. NCBI's taxonomy places the organism in Eukaryota, Metazoa, Arthropoda, Insecta, Coleoptera, Curculionidae.
CAAAAAACAAUAUGGCUGUUUAUAGUCAAAAAAGCUCAUGAAAUAUUUAUUUAAAAUAGGAAAAACCAAGAAAAUAAUUAUAUUUCUGUGUCAAAUUUUUGUGUAGUGUUUUUGUCGAUGUUCAGUGCAUUUAGAUAAGACUUAAGCCGCCAUGGCGUAUUCCCGCCCCAGGGACUUGGACGGGUUCGCGGUGCACCUUAGAAAGCCGGACACCCGCUUCAAGCUGCAGCUGGGACAAGAUUUGGUCAGUUUUUUGGCGGAACCGGCCAAUCCAAUCACAUGCCAGGACAUUGGACAGUUUGUCGACGGGCUAGUGCCGUGGAUGCAAAGUAGUAAUUUCAAGGUUGCGAGUGUAGGUAUUGAAGUGCUGACAUUCUUAAUAGACAGAUUAGGCCAUGAUUUCCGACCCUACCUUCAGACUGUAUUACCCGCCAUAAUAGACCGAUUGGGAGAUUCUAAAGACUCUGUACGAGAGAAAUCACAAUUGCUCAUCCUUAAGUUGCUUGAAAGAAACGUGCUCACACCUCAGACAUUAUUCGAGAAACUCACGCCAGGAUUUACACAUAAAAACGCCAAAAUAAGGGAGGAAGUGUUGCGAUGUUUAGUUAAUACAUUAAAUGAACAUGGAGCUCAUUCGCUUACCUUAAGCAAAUUUAUACCAGAUAUAGUAAAACUACUUUCCGAUCCUACGUCCUCGGUUAGGGACACUGCAUUUAAUACCCUAGUGGAUUUAUACAAACAUGUCGGCGAAAAAUUGAGGCUCGAUAUCCAAAAACGUAAUUUGGUGCCUCAAGCCAAGUGGUUGGUUUUGGCAGCUAGAUUUGAUGAAGUGAGAAAUAGCGGCGAACUUUUGCCCACUGCUAGCAAAAGUGUGGAUUUAAAUUUUGACGAAGUCGAUAAAAUGUCGCGACCACCUCAAUUAGCGGCGCCCUCUAUUAAAAGAGCCGCUUCUAGUGUAACUAAACCAAAAUCGGCGCCAGUAUCUUCAAAUGCAGUUUUAAGCAGAGCAGGAUCGCUUAGAAAACUUACUGUAUCAACUGCAUCUGGUGCAGUAGACGAAGAUUUCUUUGUCAGAUCGUUCCAUGAAGUGCCCACAAUUCAAAUAUUUUCCGCCAAAGAUGUUUCCGAUCACUUAAAAUCGAUCCAGGAAACGAUAUCGGACCAAUCAAAAGACUGGAACAAACGUCAAGACGCUCUAAUAAGGUUGCGCUCUUUGGUGAUUGCGGGCGCUACCAAUUUUGAGGAAUUUUUCGUUGGUCUUAAAAACUUAGAUUUUGCCUUGCAAGCUUCUCUCAAAGACUUGAGAUCGCAAGUGGUUCGAGAAACUUGCAUAACUUUGGCGUACUUUUCGCAAAGUAUUGGGCCUAGGUUUGAUAGGACUGCGGAAAUUAUUUUGCAGCCUUUGAUUAUGCUUAUACAAAAUUCUGCAAAGGUCAUGGCAACUUGUGGGGAAAUAACUAUAAAGUUUAUUUUGAAAAACGUACACUCUUCAAGAUUAAUUCCAAUAAUUGCCAGUAAUGUUAUUAACUCGAAGAGUAAAGAAAUUCGCAGGUCUUGUUGCGAGUUUGUUGAAAUAAUAUUGACUAAUUGGCAGACCCAUCCACUAGAGAAACAUGAAGCUUUAUUAAAGGAUUGUAUUAAAAAAGGUGUAGCAGAUGCUGAUCCUGAAGCUAGAGUUUUAUCAAGGAGAGCCUUCAGAGGUUUCAAAGAUCAUUUCCCUGAGCAAGCAGAAGCACUGCUGCAGUCUCUAGAACCAAGUUACAGAAGAGCUCUUCAAGGUGAUGGAAUGUCAGCCAGUUCGUCCAAUAGUAAUCUCAACAGUUGCUACAAGACUCCAAGAUAUAACAAAACUCCAAGCAGUACCGUACAAAGUGCUUCAGAUACAGGCAACAGGAAAGGAUUUAGGAGCAAUUCAGCUAUAGAUCUUCAGGCAGCACAGCGAGCAAAAGCGAGAGCACAAUAUUCUGCUAUGGCCAGGAACAAAAUACAAUCGGGCACCGCUAGUCUUCAGGGAGAGGUAGCUCUAUCAGCCCGACCUAAAAGGAUACCAGACGCACCUGUGAUGGCUUCUCCUGAAAGAAGUGGCAGAACACGAAGUAGAAAUUCACAAUCUCAACCUACAAGUAGAUCAGGUUCUCCCAGUUCUAGAUUAGCUUACCUCUACAGCAGACCAACAGAGCACGAUUCUGGACGUCCUAGAAGAAUGUCGUCUGGUAUUCCUAGAUCAACUGAAGGUUCAAGAGACACUUCAAGAGAAACAAGCCCUAAUCGUGGUGCCUACAUAAGUAGAUUUAGAAGAGGAUCCGAUAGACCGCCAUUGAGUCCUGCACCUCGACCCGUGCUAGCUCAAAAAAUACUGCAGCAAAGUCGCGAAGCUGAAUCAGCUUUGGCAGAUGCUUUUUGUGAUUCACCUGAAACUCCUUUUAGAAGCCCCAGAAAAUCUCUCAGAUCAAUAGAUAAUCAUUCUGAUGAAUCUGAAACUUCCAGCAUUUGCUCAGAAAGAUCUUAUGAUUCGUUCAAGAGGCCAUCUGAGGACAUCAAUGAAAUAAUCGCCCUUUGCACCAGUACAACGUGGCAAGAGCGCCGAGACGGUCUGAUGUCCCUACAGUAUUAUUUAAGUCAAGAAAUCAAGCUCACCGAUGGCGAAUUGAAAUAUCUAACCGAAUUAUUUGCCAAAAUGUUCACGGAUUCGCAUACAAAAGGCAUGGGGGUCUUUUUAGACACUCUUCACGAGGUCAUAACAAUCCACAAAGAAGAUCUACAUUACUGGCUUUACGUCCUCCUUCAAAGAGUAUUCCUCAAAAUCGGCGGCGAAACUCUAAACUCAAUCGCCAGCAAACUAAUAAACACUCUAGACUUAGUGCGUAAUUGUUUCAGUACAGAUUUAUUGAUCGCAAAUGUGUACCGAUUUUUAUUGGACGCCACCCAAACGCCCAACGCCAAAUCAAAAGCUGUAGUAUUGAAUUUUCUAACAACUUUAUAUUCACAUGCGGACGCCGCUAGUGCUGUCGCAACCUCCCCAAACGCGCUGCAAGUAUUAAAAAAGCUCAUCGCUUUCUCUCAGGACGCAAAAUCUAUGGAAAUUAGGCAGGCGGCUAAAGUUUGUAUUGUGGCUUUUUGGAAUUGUAACAUUCCUGAAGCUUCGAGGAUGUUUGCCGAAUUACCCAAGGAGCAACACGAUAUUGCUUCUAAUAUUGUACAUAAUCAUGUUAGGAAAACUUCCACUAGUAGUGAACCUGGUAGUCCGUUGGUUGCUAGAAGUCCUAAGCCGGCAGGAUCGCCGGGAACGCCACCUUUUGGCGAUCAAGAGGAGGUUUAUAAGAGUCUGCGACGUACUACAGCGGAAAUUCAAAAUUACAGUUUUGAAACUUUAGGGCCUAAAUUGGAAAGGGACAGAGAUACAACCUCGCAAGAUUCAGGUAUAUCGCAAAUGUCUACAGGAAAUGAUCUUAGAAAUGAAGCAACCAUUGAAGAAAAAAUGGAACAAUUAAAUCUUGGUGCAAGGUCUGGCCCUAUGUCUUUACCUUACACUAGUGUCAAUGGUGUUUCAGAGCCUGAUUCGAACGGUUGUAGAAGUUUAGGAGAAAUCAAAGACUCUGAUGUAAUAGUUAAAGAAGUGUUGGAAAAAUGCUGUAUAGGUCACAUCACUUCUAGCUCUGACAAAAGGAGACUGUUAUCGCAAUUAUUGGAUCUUGUUAGGCAGGGUCAUAUUGAAAGUAUCAUUGAGAAUUUUAAGAAAUUACUUAGGAUUUUGAUAGAUCAUUUAGCUAGCGACGACGAUGGUCCAGCUAAAGUAUUAGUAUUAAAAAUUUUAACUGCAAUUUUCCAAAAUCCGAAUAUGAGAACUACAUGGGAAAAUUUUGUCGAAUUGCUUACUUUGAAAGUAUUAAAAGCUCAUACGGAUGAUAGAAGAGAAGUGGUUAAAGAGGCAGAAACUACUGCAGCAGCAAUGGCCGUUUGUCCAUUUGAUACAGUAGCUUAUACUCUGGCGCCUCUUAUUCGUACUAGUCCUUAUCCUGAAGAUUUAGGUGCCAUUAAAAUGUUAACCAAACUAGUUGAGGCUAAUCCAGAUCAGAUUACUGACGAUCAUUUAAGACAAAUUAUGCCUGGAAUAUUAAAGGGAACAGAUCAUAACGAAAGCCCGGUGCGGAAAAGUUCAAUCUUCUGCAUGGUAGCUUUAUACAAGGCAGUUGGUGAAGAACGUUUUUCCAUCUACAUCAACGGUUUGACUGGCAGCAAAGUCAAAUUGCUGAGAUUGUACAUCAGCAGGGACGAACAAAAAUCGUCUACUGCGAGUCCCAAUAAUCACACUCCCAAAUUUUAGAUUUACAUUUCAUUGACUAGUGCAUAAAUUUUCAAGAUAAGUUCAUGUACACGUACGUAUGAGUUUAUGUAAGAAAUAACGUGAGUAUUUCACAAAUUUGAAUAUUUUGCAGCUGCUUGCCAAAUUAUGGACCAACUGAUAAGUGUCUGGUUGUUCCAGUUGGUACAUAAUUUGGCCCUAAGUUUAAUUUCGUUAACUUUCUGUCAAUAAUUAUAUUAAUUUGUUAAGGUAGAAAAACUAAUUUAUGGCUGUUAUAUGCAUCAUUUUUCCUUUUAGAGUUUUUAAAAAGUGAAAUGUAGAUAUUUGGUAAUAUUUUUUCUUUUUUGUAAUUAACACCUUAUUACUGCAUACAUUUUUGGUUAUUAACUUAUUUAUCCAUUCACAAUCCGAUGUCCACAGGUACAGGUAAAAUUUAUCACCUUUCAAUGUUAUUUGAUAGGGAAAGGUUACCUGUACCUGUGGACAUCGGAUUGUGAAUAGGAUAUAUACAUUUUUAUGUGAAUUGGCACAUUAUAAUUAACCUAUUAUUAUUGGCAAGUCAUUAAAACUAAAUUAAGUUUGACUAUUCUAAUUGUUUAUUAUAGCACCUGUUAUUUUUGUUAAUAUUUUUUUUGGAAAUAUUGAAUGUUGUGAUGUUCUCGAAUGAUGUGCAUACAAUUAUUUACCCUCAAAAAUAAUGUAAAUAGUCACUACAAUUUUUUUAUAAAUGUUUGUAAAAUGAAGUCUCUCUCUGGUUUUUUAAUUGUCCCAGGGUCGUUAUUCUUGAAACAGGGGAGCAGCCUUCCUAGGAGAACUGUCUCUGUUGCUUAUAUUAUCAUUGAGAAAGAUGAAACAUUCGCCUGUUUCAAAAAUAAGGACCCAGUUUGUUUUUUCCCAAACUUAAAGCGUGUAGAUUUUUUAUAGACACACAAAAAAAAAAUAGCUUAAAAAUAAUCUUUUGUAUGCCAAAUAUUAUUGUAUUAAUGUGCUAUAUUAUAUCGAGUUCUUUUAAAUUGUAAAUAUAUUUUUAGUUAAUUAUUAAUAAAAUUCUCCACUAAAUUAAGACGCUUUUAAACUAAUGUUAUACUUUGCCCCCCUUUUUAAAUAAUGUAUUAGUCACUUUGAAAUAAAGCUUAAUUAUUGUUUAUGAAGAAUUUUUAUUUAUUCAUCCAAUACAAUAAUUAUAAAAACACCUUAAUAUCCUUUAAUAGAAUGAGCCACGGACCAAUUCUGUGCCACUUGCAAAGGCCCUUCAAUACUAACACCUUGAUCAGCAUCAAUAAUCCCCAAUUGAUACUUAGGAAAACUUCUAGCAUCACGAUAGUACAAAACUUCCAUGCAUCUUUCAACUUGAGCUCUAGCUUCAGCUUGCGUGAGUUGAGGUUUAUUAUCCAGAGCGUCUCUGAGCAUAGGAGUGGCAAUAUGAGCACCGUAGCCAGUGCAAAUAAUUUUGUCAGAGUACGCAGUGCCUUGUUUGUCGACCGUGCCUAAGAAAGGCUCUCCGUCUUGAAUUCCGGCAACAAUAAAAUUAUUCCAAAGUGGAUCCAUUUUGCUUCUUCUGUUGUAUAGGAUUCUGGUCAACCAGCAGUAGAGAGAUUUCGGUUUGAGGGUGAUACCGUCAUCCAAAC